AGCAUUCUUGCCCGGCCUUCAGUCUGCCAACUGGCUUGGUUGACAACGGCUGGUGACCCAAGGAGCUGCUGAUAGACGCGGACUAGCCAUCUCUGAACAACUUCUUGAAUCAGCUAUUUCCACAGGUGUUCGAAAGAAGAUGAGUUUUUACAGAAGGCUUCAUUCCUUUUUCCAAAGACUCAUCUCUAGGGAGCACAGAGAGAUCCAUGUGCACAAAGUGCUUGUCCAACCUGUAGCAAUGGAGGCAUGCUCUGACUUUAGCCAGCAAGAACAGGCCUUGCCAGAGAAGCCCCAGAGAAGGAAAUGUUCAUGGUCCAUCCUGUCAGGCAUGAAAAGACUCUGUGUCUGUAGCCAAUCUGACACCUCGAUGGCAGACAGGGAUGAGGAGAGAACAAUUUCCUCACAAAGAAGGUGGAGGCACUUGUCCCGGAAGAAGAUAGCAGCUGAGAACCAGGUGGAGUCAGAGGAGGUGAAGCUGCAGGAGGAUACAGGGAAAGUUGAACUGGAUCCUACAGACCCCCGGGGAGCAGCUUCCCUCAGCCCAGCUCCAAGCCCUGCUGAUGAGAGCCGUGAAGGGUCUGACGACACCCACCCUGGAGCGAUUUCAAGCCGCCGAGGAAGAGCUGAGGACCAUCGUGUCUCUACACGGAGACAAGAUGGAGAGACUCUGAUCCUGCUGCCCAUCCCCACAGGAUCUGAGUGCCUCCCCCGUGAAUUAGACUGGCCUAGGGAGGUUUCUGGCAGACUUCAUUUCUACAUCCCCUGGGUAGGAGGCUCUCAGAGUCAUUAUUCCCCCUGAUUAAUGAAGCUCCACCGCCCUCCUGGGAGGUAGGAAUUCAACCCAUUUGACACCUGGGGAAACUGAAGCCCAGAGAGCUCCUUGAGUUGCCCAAGCCUGCGCAGGUGGGGUUAUCGAGAAAGGAAUCAGGGUUCACGUUCCCUACAGUCCUUUAACUGUUGCCUUCAAUCACUCGGCCUGGAAAUAGGUGACAUUCCUGCCCUUCCCCAGAUACCGCCUGCCCAUGGCGCCUAAGUGCAGACUUAUUCCCUUCCUGGGCUUUGGCUUUCCUGGAAACUCGGAGACUCAUAAACAAACAGAAUCUUGAGCCUGAGCUUCCUCUCCAAACCUGCCUGUUCCUGGGGUUUCCUGCAGGUCGUCCCUGUCUCUGUCCGAGUUCCCUGUUUCCAGCAGGUCCCAGCGGGAAGAUAACAAAUGGCCCCUCAAUCAGCAGAUUGAUUUGUGCAGGGCUCUAACUCCUGCUAGCAGAACAGGGCACCAGAAUCCAGCCACCCGGGUUGUAGCUCCUGCUCCUUGUUCGAGAGAGGAAAGAGCAAUGACCAGUUCCUCAUGGAAGAGCCCGAGGGGGCGGCCUGUCCCUUUCGGGUCUGUCCACCCUGUGCUGCAAACUCUGCAGCAGGAGCCGGAAAACCUGGCCCUAUGGACGUGGGCUCCCAGGGCUGGCACUGUGGGGCCAAACGGCAACGCAGUCUCUUCUGGGCUUGGGCUGGAACUGGAGCUCUGAAGCCUGGGGAGGAGGGGGCUUCAGAGCCUGGGCUCCAGCCCAAGUCUCCAGGUCUGCACUGCUGUUCCCAGUGCCAUAGCCUGAGCCCGAGGUUAGAGACCCGGCUUUGAGAUUGGUUACGGCAGGUUUUAAAAUCCCACAGUGUAGAGGUUCUCCUUAGGGCUGGGGCCUGGAGCUGGCUAGCCCCGUCCAACUAGCCCUGCCUGCCAUCUCUGGGAUGGGCUCUGGGGUACAUCAGUGGAACCAGCUGGGUCUGGAGCAGCGCUUCUCUACCUGGGACAUCCUCAGGGCCAAACAGGUGGUAUUGGACGUGCCCCACACAGCACAUAUGGGGCCCACAAUGGAAACUGGGUUGAGAAGCACGGGCCUGGAGGAACUGAUUGUGCUAGAAAGAUCAGCAGGAAGCUGCAGAGAUGGAGGAAAGGCUCCUGCAGGGAAGCCCUUGAGAGCAGGCUGAGAGCAGUUUGCUAAGGCAGGGAAGGCCCUGGGAUAGCAGGGGAGUUUGGGCUGUGCCCACGGUAAGGUUUGGGGGAAGUCUUUUGUGUGUGUUUCUGAGCUUUAAGGUACUAAACCAGACCUCAGGAAGGCUGGGGUUCCUGGACUUGUCAAAGCCUCUUUCUUCAGAUUAUGGAGGAGCCAAGAUGGGCAACCGAGGUGAGAGGCGGCUUGCAGGGCUGCCAGGAGGGGUUACCUGGGAGGUUGCCACUCAUGGAUAAAUCCAUC
Molecule: messenger RNA, 2246 nt
Organism: Mauremys reevesii (Reeves's turtle)
Lineage: Eukaryota; Metazoa; Chordata; Testudines; Geoemydidae
Exons: 4
Coding region: 140-799 (219 amino acids)
Source: RefSeq, a predicted model, not a curated record